AUGAGCUACAACCAUGAUGAUGUACAAAUCAAACCAUUGCCUAGUAUUCCGAACGUUUCUGUAGAAAAUAAAAAGGCACUUAAUACUUUAUUGGGUUUACCUAUGCAACGUUUUUAUAAACAAGGGGAUCGUAACAGUCAGCGGAUUUCAAUCAUCAUUGAUGAGGAUAUUGAAGAAGUAACGAAUCCAGCAAAAGAGAGCAAGACUGUCGUUUCUAUUGAUCGCAAUUUACAAAAGACUAUGUGGCAAGAUGAUCCGUUACGUUUAUGCAUUCCCGAGCAGAAAGAGUCUGUCAAAAGUCAAGUAAAAGUUGAUGAUGAUGAUAGCAAUCAAACAGAAGGAGAUCAACACUUUUUGCCUUUCACUAAAGAAUUCGAAUUACCUUAUGCUUUUACUCCAAACACAAAAGAGAAAGAAGCGGAUCUUUUACAAAAACUUUAUGUGGUGAUUGGUGAUCCUCAAAUCAAUGCUAGUACACCUUCAAGUAAAUCAGAGCAGUCAGAAGAAGAAGAGGAAGUAGAAAAAAGCGAAGAGUUGAUGAAAGAGUAUUUGGACGUUGUUUUUGAACUGCCUUAUGCUACAGCUGGCAUGAUGCCACCUACACCAUUACUCAAGGAAAUUAGCUACACACCAGCCUUUUCACCACCUACUAUGCUUCCUUUAGAAGCUUAUCAAGUAUUGACUGAAGACAGGCCUUGGCACGCAGAGGACCCUGCUCAUUUGUGGCUUUACACUCGUGAGAGUUACGAACAAGAACCGCUUCAACUGUCUUCUUCGCCUCGUGUUUCCACUUUAGAAUCACUUUCCCUGCUUGAGUCUAGCGAACAUGUUCCGUUUACAACGCAGACAUGGGAAGCCAUUUUCCAUCCACUCAGUACAUUCAGACAUAAAAAAGGCGAAUUAGAAUACUAUGCUUGGAAUCCCGCUAAUUUACCUGCUGCUGCUGCCCAAGUUUCUCAGCGCGUCAAUCGUCCACUUGCUCACAGUUCCCAAAGCCAUUUCUCAGUCUCAGAAGGUUCUCAAGCAACUCUUCCUCGACUUAUGCCGACGCCUCCUUUAAAGCCUUCUCCUAUACUUACCAUUGCGUCUGAACAUGCUUCUAUGGAUAAUGAAGAGAUUAUUUCCAUUCUGCAAAUACAAUAUGAUUAUAAUGAAGAUAAUGCUGAUAAUGCUGAUAACGAUGUAGUGCAAGAAGGCUAUUAUUAUGACAUGUUGCAAAAGAUUCGUGGUGGCCAUCGAUACAGUAAUGCCUCGUCUUUAGAAAGUCAAAUCACAUCCAACCCAGUCUCUAUCAAGCUUGAAACUAGAUCAACAACACAGCAACAACAAAUAAAAGAAAGAAAUCAAUUGACAAAGAUACGACAAACAUGCUCUACCAUUUUGGCUGAUUAUACAAAGAAGUUCGAAAAACUCAAAGUGAAACACAUGGAAGACACACACGAAAAAGAUGAAAACAUAGAUCCCGAGAUGUUGGCUCAAGAGCAACCUCGGUUCUGGACAGUGAAACGAUUAUUUUGGGCUGGGUUUAUAUGUCCCUUUGUAUGGUUCUAUGGGAGUGUUUAUAUCAGAAUGUCAAUCAAGAUUUUAAGUCAUCCUAAUGAUUUACUCUGGCAAAAGAGGUGUCGACUUGCUGCUCUUUAUUUCACAGUUGCUCUAUCUGUUGUUAUACUUGUUGUAUCUGUCAAGGCAGCAGGAAGUGCUGGCAUUCGACAAACCCAAAGCGAUACAAUUCGUGCUGUUAUUGCAAACUAA
Molecule: messenger RNA, 1752 nt
Organism: Gilbertella persicaria
Lineage: Eukaryota; Fungi; Mucoromycota; Mucoromycetes; Mucorales; Choanephoraceae
Exons: 1
Coding region: 1-1752 (583 amino acids)
Source: RefSeq, a predicted model, not a curated record